Molecule: messenger RNA, 1287 nt
Organism: Talaromyces atroroseus
Lineage: Eukaryota; Fungi; Ascomycota; Eurotiomycetes; Eurotiales; Trichocomaceae
Exons: 3
Coding region: 1-1287 (428 amino acids)
Source: RefSeq, a predicted model, not a curated record
AUGGGAAGUGUUUCAGAACCCCGAGUCUCUCUGAGCAAGCGCCUCAUUGUGUGCUGCGACGGAACAUGGGAAGAUGGCAACUCCGAGGAAAUCAACAACCCGCUCAGCAACAUCACUCGGAUUGCGCGCGCGCUCAAGACCCAUGCCGAAGUAAACGUGAACGGGGUGCGCACAAUCAUCCCGCAAGUCACCUUCUAUCAAAAGGGAGUCGGCACGGGAGUUUUGGAUUCGUACGUGGGAGGCUUAACCGGAGCCGGGCUCAGUGCUAACGUGCGAGCCGCCUACGCCUUCAUAGCUGAAAACUACGAAGAAGGCGACGAGCUGUUUUUCUUCGGCUUCUCGCGCGGCGCAUACACAGCGCGCGCCGUAGCAGGCCUAGUCGCUGACAUGGGCCUCCUGACGCCUCGAGGCAUGGACAACUUCCCCAUCAUCUACAACGACUACUACAAGAAGAAACGCCUAAGUUAUGACGACGAAACACGCGCCUCGCUCGGGUUUCGAGACCAUCUGCCGCGCUUCACCAUCCGACUCAUCGGCGUCUUCGACACCGUCGGCUUCCACAACUUCCGCAUCACCAGCAAGCUCUUCGGCGAGAAAUUCGAAAUGCCCAACACCCGCCUGUCCCCGGACAUCCGCUACGCAUUUCACGCGCUGUCUCUCGACGAGAAACGCAAGGCCUUCGCGCCAACCCUUUGGCACGCCCCUUGCAAGCAGCCCGACCAGGAACUCCUGCAGGUCUGGUUCUCGGGCGCCCACGCCGACAUUGGCGGUGGCGAGGAAGACCCGCGCCUCUCCAACAUCACGCUUGCAUGGAUGAUAGCGCAUUGCAGCAAGGACAAGCAACUUGAGUUCGACCUCGACUACCUCUUCCCAGACCCGCUGCCCAUCGUCGAAGAAGCGCUUGUUUCGUGGGCCACGAGCCAGGGGAAAGAGGAGAAAUGGGAUUUGCAGGUUUGGCUCGAAGGGCUUAUACUCGGCAGGGCGAUUCGGUCGCCGCUGCAGUAUGUGGAUGGGAAUGAUACCGUGGGCUAUACGAAUGAGUGGAUUCAUGAGUCGGUUAGGGACAGGAAUAUUGACAGGUUGGACAAGUUCACAGCUAAGUUCAGGCUCUGGGCGAGUCGUGUCGUGGCGCGGAGGUUGGAAGGAGAGGAAGGCCAGGGUGCUGGCGGUCGGCAGUGGCUGCUGAAGAAUGGGAGUGUGAUUCGAGAGGCCGAGGCGAUUGGCACAGAGUUGUUUCUGAAGGGGAGAAUAAGGAAGGUUCGGGCGAUCCAGGUUGAUCCUGUAUAG